Parascedosporium putredinis is the source of this 1401-nucleotide messenger RNA. The record is from the annotation of a GenBank genome assembly. NCBI's taxonomy places the organism in Eukaryota, Fungi, Ascomycota, Sordariomycetes, Microascales, Microascaceae.
AUGCCAGCUUCGAGCCUCAGUCCUCCGAUAACUCACCUGCCCCUUCGACGGGCCUCCCUGAUUUCCCGCAAGACCUCUCUACACAUAUCAGCAUUGGUCACCCUUCUACAACUUAAUCAGCACCUUGACGACUCUCACCAGGAACUUCCCGAAAUCGAACAAGACGAGGUCAAAACUUGGUUUGACAAGCAAGUCAGAAAAGCCAAGCGCUUCCAGCCGCUUUCCGUUAUAAACCAAAAGCUCCGCGGCCUCGAGGUAUUCGAGUCCAACGACUCGGACCUCGUCGUUGCCUCCGGCUCCGCACGCGGCCCCGGCCAGCAACGCCCCGCCGACUCCCCGUCGACCCGGACGAGCUUAUUACCAGAUAUCACUGGCAGCACCAAACGGCCGACGACCUUUGCACCGACCCCGCAUGCGGUCGCAGGCUCGGCGCCCCCACCCGAACAUGUGUCGUCCGGACCCAAUCCCAUCUUAUCGCCAGUCGCCACGCUCACCGGCCAAAACUCGUCGAGAAAGCUGCUCGAGCAGUCCGUGGUCACUUGGGAAGAGGACGCCUCCGUCGCGAAAUGCCCCUUUUGCAGACAAGACUUUGGCUCGUGGACCUUUCGUCGCCAUCACUGCAGGACAUGCGGCCGCGUGGUAUGCGCCGACCCGCAAACCGGCUGCUCCGCCGAAGUAGGUUUGAAUGUCGCAACGCCAGUCCCCGCCCCCGGCGGCGGCCAGCUCAGCAUCGACGUGCGCAUGUGUCGCGACUGCAGCCGCACCAUCUUCGCCAAGCGCGACUUCCAGGCCUCCCUCACCACCAAGCCCCCGGACCAACGCGCCUACGAAACUCUUCGCCACCCCUCCCACGCGCAGAUCAAGGAAGCCUCCAAGAUCCGCAAGCGCCUCAUCGACUCCUUUGCCAAGUACGAUUUGGCGUCCCGCCGCAUGCGCGACCUCCGAACCACCUCGGACCAGCAGCUCCGCCUCCAAAAAGCCGUCUACGCCGCCGCCUCCUCCUUCCUCCACGCCAACAUGCUGCCCCUCAAAUCGUCCCCCUCCUCCCCUUCCCCUUCCUCCUCCCACCUCUCCCCGCUCCGCAACGGCGGCGGCCCCUCUUCCACUUCCGCCGUUGACGCCUCCGAGACCGCCUCCCAGGCCAGCGAGACCAGCACCAUCGUCUCCGCCCUCGAGACCGAGGAAAAGGGCCUCCGCGAACGCCUCGUCGUCCUCGACGAGCAGCGCUUCAUGGUCAAGCAAAUGGUGGACGCCGCCCGCGACGCCCGCCGCUUUGAGGAAGUCACCGCCCUGUCCAGGAACUUGGACGAGCUGGACGAGGAGAUUGACAGGGUCAAGAGCAUGGUGGGCGUCGUGGAAGAGAGGUGGCAGGGUCUGUACGCCUCGGGGAGCAUAUCGUAG